AUGAUCCCAUCGCAGUCGGUGCGAGGGUCGCGCCGGUUUACUGGAUACCCGGCAGCCAACAUGUUGCAGUGGGCGGUGCUGGUAGCCACGAUAGUUUUUAUCCUGGGGUCUUUGACACAUUGCGCCAGUUUGUUUGGUCGAGGUGCAUUCGGCACACUUGUGUGGACCGAGGGCACGGCGGGUACCGAGGCCGUCGCCGCCGCCAGCCUGCAGCAGAUGGCCAGCGCGGCUGCUCCGGUAGCGCAGUCCCCGUCGGCGACCCCAGCAGCCGCGUCGCCGCCGCAGGCGCCGAGUGCGGCGACAGCCUCUCAAGGUGCAGCCCCGUCUCCCCAGGCGGCGGCUGCCGCUCUGCAGGCAGCAGCCGUGGCUCCCCAGACGGGAGCUGCGGCUCCGCAGGCGGGAGUUGCGAGUCCCCAAACGGGAGCUGCGGCUCCGCAGACUCAGACAGCCGCUGCUGCAGCAGCAGCUCCAGCUGCGCAGGCUGCCGCACCUUCACAGGCUACCACCAAUCAAUCAGCUCCGAAGGCAGCACAGGCUGCGUCUCCAAGCGAGACUGCCGCCACUGAAGCUGCCACGACCAGUGCGGAUUCCGAGCUGACAGGAGGCCCCGAGGAUAUGAAACCAUUGCCAGACAAGGCGUACGCAAUGCUGGAGUUCAACAUGAUAUCCAGUCGCCUCCUAUUCGACUGCACGAAGCCUCAAGAGUCCGUUAACGUAGAGCACUGCAAAACGGUCAAGAAGCUAUUCGAGAACCAUCCCGUGUACCUUGACAACACUAAGCGACUCAUUGGUUCCACUUUGUUUGACAGCGCCGCAACAGUCGCUGGCUUAUCUGUUGGGUAUCAGCGGUGGCUUUCCAACCGGCUACCGAAUAUAGUGGAAAAGGUGCUGAGCGACAAGGCGCCAACCAAAAAUGUGGUAGUCACUAAAACACCGAGUCCCACGGUAUGGAUAAUGGCGGUGGCUUGUGCCCUUUGGACCUUGGGCGCCAUACUAGUCGCCGCCGAGUGGAUCAUCAGCCGUGAAACCACUCCCCGUGUUGCUGGUCCAACCAAUGAAGAAUUCAAUGAUAUUGAAGCGGAUGAAGAAAUCUCGCUCCUCCUGCCGCCACCAACUUCGUCCUAG
Messenger RNA from Gregarina niphandrodes, 1125 nucleotides. Its product is annotated as putative transmembrane protein. The coding region runs from base 1 to 1125 and encodes 374 amino acids. Lineage: Eukaryota; Apicomplexa; Conoidasida; Eugregarinorida; Gregarinidae. The transcript has 2 exons. The record is from RefSeq and is a predicted model, not a curated record.